GGACGCUCUGAGCCGCGGCCGCCCCGGCCGCCGCUUCUUUCACACUUUAGUUGGGAGCCGCGCGCUGCGCUCAGCUGCUGGGGAGCUGGCCGCACGCCGCCGCCUCCCGCACGCGCGCACGCGGGCCGGGCGCCGGAGGUUCCAGCUCUCACUCCCGGCGGCGGGGAGGAGGGGGAGACCGGGACUCACUGUGGGGAGGCGGAGGAAGAGGAGGAGGAGGGAGGAAGAAGACCGGCGAGGAGGACCGGGCGGGGGGCGGGAGGCUUGCCACCUUCAGCCCCCCCCGCGAGCGCCCCAGGUGCGCACAUCUUGACCGACUCAGCAAGAAGGUGGAUUUUCUUUGUGUCUAAAGAGAGAGAAAAAAAAAUGUCCCUGUGUCUGUAGAGAUGAUUUGCAGUUCAGCCCGGCUGAAGCUGACCGAAUGAGACUAUGGGCUGUGCCUCCGCCAAGCAUGUUGCCACUGUUCAAAAUGAAGAGGAGGCCCAGAAAGGGAAGAGCUACCAGAACGGAGAUGUGUUUGGCGACGAGUAUAGGAUCAAACCCGUGGAAGAGGUCAAAUACAUGAAAAAUGGGGCAGAAGAGGAGCAGAAAAUAGCAGCCAGGAACCAAGAAAACUUGGAAAAAAGUGCCAGUUCAAAUGUAAGACUUAAAACUAACAAAGAGAUUCCGGGACUAGUUCAUCAACCCAGAGCAAACAUGCACAUCUCUGAAAGCCAACAGGAAUUCUUCAGAAUGCUGGAUGAAAAAAUCGAAAAGGGUCGAGAUUACUGUUCGGAAGAAGAGGAUAUCACAUAGCGCCAUUCUACCACUCAAACCGGGAGCUACUACUGUGUAAAUAGGUUACACCCCAGUUGAAAUCUUUGCAAAGGUCGGUUCUCUCCAGCGAACAGCGCUAUAUAGCAACAGAAGAUCGUUCCAUAUCGUAUGCCCCAUUAAAUCACAGUGUUCCUUAAUGAACUCGCAAAGGAAUAUUGCUAAAAACAAACAAAAAAAACUGGUAUCGAACUUUCUUUGUUGCUGCUAGUUAAAACUUGUUGCAACUUUUCACUUCUCUCGGUGUCCAGGUCUGCAGCGAAAUUCUGCGAUUUCACCUUAAAGAUGCUGUUGGUUUUUCAGAUGCUCUGCAACCUAUUUUCUAUAAAAGAUGAGGUAGAGGUGAACUCAGAUAUCCAACUUCUAUUCUAGACCGGUUCUGCUUCUAAGACACACGCCUGUUUCCCUCUCUCCCUCCUCCCUGCUUCCCCCCUCCGAGCCGUUCAGAGCCUUGCUUCUCACUGGCAGUGUUGCGCUUUGGAGAUAGGAUGGUUGCUAUGGCAAGCCUUGUUGCUCUCCUACGAAGAAGUAGAGGCGCUAUUACCGAUUAAAAAGCAUGUUGUGACAUGACUUCUGGAGGUGACAUAGGAGCGAGCGGCGGGUGGUUUCAUUUUCUGGGUCUCUUAAUCAAAGAUCAAGCUUGCAACACCAGUUUUGCUCAGAUGCAGACGGAAGUGUGAUCACAAUCAUUUUGAAUCCCUCUCGCCCACUUUUUUUUUCUAAGAAAAUAAACAUUUUACUGUUUUUAUGUA
Messenger RNA from Camelus dromedarius (Arabian camel), 1565 nucleotides. RefSeq names its product chromosome 23 C1orf21 homolog (gene C23H1orf21). The record is from RefSeq and is a predicted model, not a curated record. NCBI's taxonomy places the organism in Eukaryota, Metazoa, Chordata, Mammalia, Artiodactyla, Camelidae. The coding region runs from base 430 to 795 and encodes 121 amino acids. The transcript is spliced from 6 exons.